Messenger RNA from Branchiostoma belcheri (Belcher's lancelet), 2503 nucleotides. RefSeq names its product dnaJ homolog subfamily B member 11-like. The transcript has 9 exons. NCBI's taxonomy places the organism in Eukaryota, Metazoa, Chordata, Leptocardii, Amphioxiformes, Branchiostomatidae. Gene Ontology annotation, cellular component: endoplasmic reticulum. Gene Ontology annotation, molecular function: misfolded protein binding. The coding region runs from base 33 to 1124 and encodes 363 amino acids. The record is from RefSeq and is a predicted model, not a curated record. Gene Ontology annotation, biological process: protein folding; protein maturation.
CGCGCCGACUUCCUGGUUGGAACAGAACCAAAAUGGCGACCGUGAGCGGUCAGCUGUGGGUACAGGUCUGUCUUCUAGUCUUUCUCACCGCCGUCCAGAUAUUAGCAGGGCGAGACUUUUAUAAAAUUCUGGGUGUGCCCAAAGAUGCGUCGACAAACCAGAUCAAGCGGGCGUACAGAAAACUGGCCAUGCAGUAUCAUCCUGACAAGAACCCCGACGACCCAGAGGCAGACGAAAAAUUCCACGACAUUGGAGCAGCAUACGAGGUGUUAUCAGACGCAGACAAACGGAAGACAUAUGACAGACACGGAGAGGAGGGUCUGAAGGAGGGGUCCAACUUUGACCCUUUUGGAAGCUUCUCCAGCUUCUUUGGUGACUUCGGGUUCAGUUUUGGUGGUGGAGGUCGUCGGGGUCACGACCACCAGGAUAUCCCCAAGGGUGGGGACGUGUUGGUGGACUUAGAGGUCACGUUAGAGGAGUUGUACACGGGCAAUUUUGUAGAGAUAAUCAGGUAUAAGCCUGUUGCCAGGACGACCAAAGGCGUGCGGAAGUGUAACUGUCGGCAGGAGAUGAAGACCACACAGCUGGGGCCGGGCAGGUUCCAGAUGAUGCAGGAGACGGUGUGUGACGAGUGUCCCGCUGUUAAAAUGGUGACAGAAGAGAAGAUCCUGGAGGUUGAGAUUGAACAGGGCAUGAGGGACGGACAUGAGUACCCUUUCCUGUCUGAAGGUGAGCCACACAUAGAUGGAGAACCAGGAGACCUGAAAUUCCGCAUCAUUCAGCUCAAACAUGAUAAGUUUGAGAGGAGAGGAGAUGACCUGUACACAAACGUGACCAUCUCCCUGGAGGACGCUCUCACAGGGUUUGAGAUGGACAUCCAGCAUCUGGAUGGACACAUGGUUCAUAUAGUUCGGGACAAAGUCACGUGGCCAGGCUCCAAAAUACGGAAAAAGGAGGAAGGCAUGCCGAACUACGAGAACAACAACAACAGAGGCGUGCUAGUCAUCACGUUUGACGUGGAGUUUCCCAAAGGCAGUAUAUCAGAUGAGAACAAGGAGGCUCUAAGGAAAGUUUUACAGCAGGGUUCUUCACAGACAGUGUACAACGGGCUACAGGGGUACUAGGGUAGUGGUGGGGAGGGGGGCAGCUGUAGGGACUAGCUUUCAAACUUUGGGACAAUUUUGAAAUGUACAUGAUCACUACAAAGAAAUUUGCCAUGGUACUAGUAUAUCAUAGAGUCAUUAUGUACACAUGUAAAUUUGUACAACUUUGAAUAUAAGAUACAGUACUGCGUGACAUUACUACUAGAUGUACAGUGAUUUUCCUACUGUAACAGUAACUAGUACAAUGUACAUUGGUAGUGUCACUUGACUACUAUACUUAGAAAGAUCACAGUAAUACUUAAAAAGCCACAACCUGGAAGAGCUGGUGAAGAAAUAUUUUUUCUUUAAUUUACAAAAAAAGUACUUUAUGGUGUCUUUUAUAAGGAUGCCCACAAAAUUAUGGCAGAAUACAGUAUAGCAUCAGAGAAUGAACAGUCACUUUCAUUGACCUUUGGCUCUACUACAUGUAUCUUUUGGGUGCAGAAAUCAAACCUUUCACAGAUGCCAGCCAGAGGUAGCACAGUAAUGUACUAGUACUUUUUUUGCAAUUUUAUCAUAUUUAUACUUGCCAUGGAUAGUCUGGAUCUGUUUUGCUACAUUUCAUGACCUUUAAUUUCAAAAUGGCUGAAGGUCGAUGAAGUGUUCUGUUGAAAUAUAACAAAUUCAAUGUUGGUACCAUUUGUUUAAUAUAAACUGAUAGGCUGUCCACUGCCACUUUGUGUAUCUCUUGAUGAUAUUAAUGGAAUUCCAUAAGUUCCUUCACAAUCUUAAAUUUUUCUAUUGGUCCAGUAGAAUCAGUCUGGUACACUUUACCAAAUAUUUGUAAAGACUUAGUCUAGUCUGAACAUUCAAUGAUUGACAUCAUCUGUGAAAGUUUAUUAGUGGCCUGUGAACAAGUCAAAAAGGAUCUGUGAUUUGUACAUCUCAGAUUCGGUACCCUACUCUAUGGACACAACUUUGUAUUGAAGAAUUUAGAAGAAUUUUAGGAAUGGAUAUUGGGAAGGAAUCUAGGAGGAAACUUAGAAUCAUAAAGAAAUAAUUUGCCUAAAUUUCUGCACAUAAAAUUGUAAGAGCUGGACAUAUAAGAUACUGUCUAUAUAUCUGUCAGUCACAAUGUCAACACAAUGAUUCUUUCUGUUCUGUUUCUUAAUAGCAAAACUCAGGCAAGCCUAUGGUGAAAUGUACCAGAAAAUUCUUGACAUUAGCAAUAUUUAUUGUUAAAGAGUAUUUGAUUUUGACUGUGUUAUGUUUGUGUAAUAGUCACAUUCCAUGUAUGGUGUAGGAAGCAGACAAGAAUUGUACAGCAAUAUGUUGAUGAUUAUAUUGUUUUUGUCCAAAGAACAGCAAAAUUUGCAUGAAGAGUCUUCAGAUGCAUGUGAUAAAAUGGGUAUAUUGUGUUA